This is a messenger RNA of Colletotrichum chrysophilum, 276 nucleotides long. RefSeq lists its product as uncharacterized. The transcript has a single exon. The record is from RefSeq and is a predicted model, not a curated record. NCBI's taxonomy places the organism in Eukaryota, Fungi, Ascomycota, Sordariomycetes, Glomerellales, Glomerellaceae. The coding region runs from base 1 to 276 and encodes 91 amino acids.
AUGCCCGUCGGAAACAACGACCAGAACAACGGCGUCACGGGCGCCGCCAAGUUCGUCACCUCGACGCUGGGCAACACCGUCGGUGGCGUCACGCGCACCGUCGGCAACGUCACGGGUGCCGCGACCAAGGGCGUCGGGGACACUAUCACGAGCGCGGGCGGCAGCGCGGGGCGGCCCAUCGGCGACGGGCUGGGCAACCUCGGCGGCGGGCUGCAGAAUGCUUUGAACUCCGUGGGAAAGGGCGCGGAGGAUGCGGGGCAGUGGAAAAGAUCGUAA